Messenger RNA from Chrysochloris asiatica (Cape golden mole), 1053 nucleotides. It is a transcript of the gene MRPL39, whose product is annotated as mitochondrial ribosomal protein L39. Gene Ontology annotation, molecular function: RNA binding; nucleotide binding. NCBI's taxonomy places the organism in Eukaryota, Metazoa, Chordata, Mammalia, Afrosoricida, Chrysochloridae. The record is from RefSeq and is a predicted model, not a curated record. The transcript has 10 exons. The coding region runs from base 1 to 1017 and encodes 338 amino acids. Gene Ontology annotation, cellular component: mitochondrion.
AUGGAGGCAGUAACCUUGGGGGCCCGGGGCCUGAGGCUCUGUCGGGUUGCUCCCGGCAGCAGGGCCAGCUGGAGAUUUAUAGCAACAUCACCAGUUUCUCAGCUGUCACUAACUGAAUUGACAGAAAUGCGAAAUGAACUCUUUAAUAAAGAGAGAACCCGGCAGCUAUCAUUAACUCCUCGAACUGAGAAGAUUGAAGUUAAACACAUUGGGAAAACUGACCCUGGCACUGUCUUCGUGAUGAAUAAGAACAUUUCUACUCCUUAUAGUUGUGCUAUGCAUUUAAGUGAGUGGUACUGCAGGAAGUCCAUUUUGGCUCUUGUUGACGGACAGCCUUGGGACAUGUACAAACCUUUGACCAAGUCUUGUGAAAUUAAAUUCCUUACUUUCAAAGACCAGGAUCCAAGAGAAGUGAAUAAGGCUUAUUGGCGUUCUUGUGCCAUGCUGAUGGGCUGUGUAAUAGAGCGGGCAUUCAAAGAUGAGUACGUGGUCAAUUUGGUCAAAGCUCCAGAAGUUCCUGUAAUUGCUGGAGCUUUCUGCUAUGAUGUAGUUUUGGACAAGAGACUCGAUGAAUGGAUGCCAACAAAAGAGAACCUGCGUUCCUUCACAAAAGAUGCUCAUGCUUUAAUUUAUAAAGAUCUUCCUUUUGAAACUUUGGAAGUUGAUGCAAAAGUGGCAUUAGAAUUAUUUCAGCACAACAAGUACAAAAUAGAUUUUAUAGAAGAGAAGGCAUCGCAGAACCCUGAGAGAACAGUUAAACUAAACAAAUUUGGUGAUUUCAUAGAUGUGAGUGAGGGCCCUCUUAUUCCAAGAACCAGUAUUUGUUUCCAGUAUGAAGUAUCAGCGGUUCACAAUCUUCAAGCCAAACAGUCAAGUCUUGUACGAAGAUUCCAGGGUCUUUCUUUACCUACUGAUUUAAGAGCACAUUUUACAAUAUGGAAUAAGCUGUUGGAAAGAUCUAAGAAACUGGUAACCAAAGAUCAAAACAAACCUACGGAGGAAUGUGCAUCUACCUAGAAACUUCUAAAAUUUAAAUAUGUACAGUAAAUUAAA